AUGCAUUUAUCAGCCAAGGCUGUGGCCAUUGUAUUGGUCACGCUGCAUUUCGGAGCAGUUCAUGGCCAGCAGCCUAAGCCUAUGAUUCUCGCAGAUACCAACCGUGACGGUAUCGUCGAUGACAGCGACGCCACGGACAGAGCAUUCUGGACCCCUUCUCGCGGCGCCAUCUUCCUGCCCAACGUCGGCGACUCUCUCAAACGCUGUCCUAAUCAGGAUCUUCAGGGUAAUCCUCUCAGUAAUCACGAGCUAGCAUCUUGUCACGAUGCUUCUGGCCACCUACUCCUUGAGCCAAGCCUGGUUGCUCCCCUGAAGACGAUCCCAUUGGAAGUUUCAAACGACACUAUUGCCCACAUCUACGCCACGCCUGAUGCCGCAUCUGAAAGGGUUCGUCUCUUUUACCUGAACGACUCGUCGGCCAAUCCCGCCGAGACUGCCUCUUGGAGCUUUGUGGAUGCUGAAUUUACGUUCAAUGCAAGCCAUGUCCAAGCGGGUAUCACUCUCGGGAUUGACGGGCGUGAGUUUGUGAAGGAUUUGACAAAAUGGGACGGCAAAGUGAGGGUGCACUUCGAUGUUCACGCUAAUGGCACUGUCAUAUCUGACGCCGUUGAGCUCAAGGUGGCUCCAGUUCUGACCCAUCACCAUCUCCAACGUGUCAGCGCCUUUGUCAGUACUGCGGCAAACGAGUCUGAUCCUGUACAGCUCGGUUUUCUCAGCCGACUUGACGAGGCGCGGAAGGCGGCAGGGAUACAGGAGCCAUUGUAUCUGUUCAAUCAGAGUGACGAUAUUUGGGCACAGGAUUUUGUUGAACCAGCGUAUGCUAGCAUGCCUGGACCUAACGGCCAACCGAUCUCGCUCAGAAUUAUGUUGAGGUCGGCACAGUCAGUUCGUACUGCUGGAAGACAGGUCUUUGAGCAGCUUCGCGGGAAAAGUGUUGGUGGUUUCCAGCCUGAGGGGGGACGCGGCGGCUAUGGCGCCCGAGAAAUCAACGCAUACGGCAACCUCGAAACGAUCCCACCUUACACGUCCAAGAGUGGAGUCAAAUAUCCUGCCGGCCGGAUCAUCCAUGGCAAGCAUUAUGACAAGAUGCCAGCGGAAGCCACGAUUGCCUUCUUGGAAGGCCAAGAGCUUCAGACCCCCCUUUUCCUUGAGUCUGGAUGGCUACUCAUCGGUCAUGUUGAUGAGUUCGUCCAGUUUCUACCUUCCAACGAGACGGGCCUUGGCUUCACGAUUGGUAUCGCUGACACCAUGACCGCCCUCGACUUGCUCAGAAACACCUCAGCAGCGGGGCAUGGCGGUGUGCGGGCGAUUUCCUUCAAUGGGUCUGUUGAGGGCUCCUUUUCUAUCACGAAAGAGGAGCUGGCCAUGACAGUCGAUGAGCUUCUUGCAAACGAGACAUUUCACGAGGUCAACGCUUAUGCGCAGAGACAUAUUGAUGCUAAUCUGGGAAUCCUGCUCGCUGAAAUACCUAUUCUUCGAGAUCAUGUGAUUCGCAUCCCCUCGCUCUUCAAGGCUCCCAAGGUGUCUUCGCUCUCCUCAUUGACUGAAACGGUAGCAAAGGGCGAGUAUUUGCUAGUGAGCUUCAGCCCGGCGGCUAUCAAUGGCGUCGUGUUGGGCAACUACUACGUGAGUCCCAAGACUUGGGGUCCCGUGGUUGAGGGACGAGACAUCUUGGAGGUUGCCAUCCGGGAGGCAUAUGCAAAGGCUGGUAUGGAGGUCGGGUUUGUGGACGAUUUCAUGUCGCAUCACCACACCUUUGGCGAGGUCCAUUGUGGAAGCAACACUUUCAGGGAGACGGACGUAGCGUGGUGGGAGUAG
Messenger RNA from Colletotrichum scovillei, 1818 nucleotides. RefSeq names its product arginine deiminase type-3. Gene Ontology annotation, molecular function: calcium ion binding; protein-arginine deiminase activity. The transcript has a single exon. Gene Ontology annotation, cellular component: cytoplasm. The record is from RefSeq and is a predicted model, not a curated record. The coding region runs from base 1 to 1818 and encodes 605 amino acids. Lineage: Eukaryota; Fungi; Ascomycota; Sordariomycetes; Glomerellales; Glomerellaceae.